This is a messenger RNA of Dufourea novaeangliae, 1055 nucleotides long. It is a transcript of the gene bigmax, whose product is annotated as max-like protein X. Gene Ontology annotation, biological process: regulation of transcription by RNA polymerase II. Gene Ontology annotation, molecular function: protein dimerization activity; DNA-binding transcription factor activity, RNA polymerase II-specific; RNA polymerase II cis-regulatory region sequence-specific DNA binding. The transcript has 5 exons. The record is from RefSeq and is a predicted model, not a curated record. Lineage: Eukaryota; Metazoa; Arthropoda; Insecta; Hymenoptera; Halictidae. The coding region runs from base 16 to 753 and encodes 245 amino acids. Gene Ontology annotation, cellular component: nucleus.
CGAAUCACCGACGUAAUGGCAGAUACGUUGCACAAAGAUGGAUACGAAAUGUCAAAUAUAGUAAUGCGAGGGGGAGGUGCUAACAUGGGAGUAGAUAGUGAUAUGAAGCUAGAACCAUCUAGUCCUACAGAAAAGUAUACAUUCUCCCGUUGCAGUAGUACUGGAUCAGUGAAUACACCGUCGUCAUCUGCACAUAAUACAGAGGAUGAAGACAGUGAUAAUAAAAAUUCCACUAUAAGUUAUAAGGAACGCAGAAGGGAAGCUCAUACUCAAGCAGAACAAAAACGAAGAGAUGCAAUUAAGAAAGGAUAUGAUUCACUACAAGAUUUAGUUCCCACUUGUCAGAAUACCGAUUCAUCGGGUUAUAAAUUGUCCAAAGCUACUGUACUUCAGAAGUCAAUUGAUUAUAUACAAUUUUUACUGCAACAGAAGAAGAAGCAAGAGGAAGAACGUAAUGCUUUAAGAAAGGAAGUUGUUGCGUUGCGUAUUAUGCAGGCUAAUUAUGAGCAAAUGGUUAAAGUACAGCAAACACAGCUAGGACAUGCUGAAAUGCGUAUAUCCGAUGAAACCAAAUUUCAAGUGUUCCAGGCAAUUAUGGAUCGCUUGUUUCAAACAUUCAACAACAUUUCUGUAGCAAAUUUUGCAGAAUUAUCUGGGUGUGUGUUCAGUUGGUUGGAACAACAUUGUAAACCUCAGACUUUGGGCGAAGUGGUACGGUCAGUACUUCAGCAGCUUAACAGCCAAAUCAGCUAGUCGAAUAUAUUAAUGAAGUUCAUGAUUGCACAAUACAAUGUCUAUAAAAAUCUUUUGCUGGUACUUAGGUCAAUCAUUGGUAGAGUUACCAGAAACGAUGGGAACAUGUGUGUUAUAUACAAUACGGGUAGCAUAAUAAUUGCACGAGAAAUAUAAAUAGAAAUUUAUUUUAUAUAUUAAUAUAGUUGUAGAUACAGCCAUAAAAUGUGGCACAGAAUUUCCUCAAGCCAUUGUUGGGGACUGGACGAUGUUAAAUAUUUUUAUCAGAGAUUUUUUAUUACGUAAAUUUUGCUGCAUCAAUA